AUGAGUGCAAGAAAUGAGAAUUUAUUGAAUGAACGAAUCGCAAAAUGGCUUAUCAAACAGACGUUUUAUCAUGGUUAUUUGCCGCGCGAUGAUUUGCCGUUUAUUUUGAAGAAGCGGGGCGAUUUCAUUGUUCGGACCACUGAGGUGAGUUAGCCAAAAUCCUGAGAAAAAAAACAAAAAAUUCUGCAUCAGCCCGAUGCGGGGCUCGAACCCGCGACAGCCAGAUUAAGAGUCUGGUGCUCUACCGACUGAGCUAACCGGGCGCACAGCGCCUCCUGUUUGGAGUUUUCUUCAAAACCGGUUUUGUUUCAGCGUCCAACUGGUAAAUCUCGCCGCCGUGAACUUGUUCUAAGUAUCGCUUGGCCCGAUGGAAACGGCGAGAAAAUGAUCGCAGUGAAAGAUGUGAGAAAUAUUGUCAUCGAGAGAUCAGCAGCCGGUUGCUACAUCGACAAUCUAUUCAAAUUCGCAGGUCUCGACCUCCUCUUUGAAUAUUACAAAACCAAUCCCAUCAAACUCCACAAAACCAAUGUUUUAAUGCGAAUAACUCGUCCAAUUGGUCUUCGCUCUUGGGAAUAUCGUCACUCUCAAGUUUUGAUGGUCAAAAAGGUUGGACAAGGCGCGUAUGGCGAGGUUUUCAAAGGAAAAUUGAGAAAAGCCAAGGGGAAGAUGCUGGAAGUUGCGGUGAAAACAAUGAAGGGGGAUACUGAAGCAUCAGAUGCGCGAAUGAAAGAAGUUAUGGCUGAAGCUAGACUCAUGAGAGCUCUAAACCAUCCGAAUAUUGUGAGAAUUCGUGGCAUCGCUGUACUCGAACAACCACUUUAUAUAAUCAUUGAUUUUAUAAAUGGUGGAGGUUUGGAUUCAUAUCUCAAAAAACAUGCAUCAUCUCUCACACUUGAAACCAAAAACAAAAUGGCGAUUUCGGCAGCUUGGGGCUUGGAAUUUAUGCAUUCACAAAAUAUAUUGCAUCGUGAUAUUGCGGCAAGAAAUUGUUUGUAUGAUACGAACACUUUUGUCAAGUUAUCCGAUUUUGGGCUUUCGAGAAAAGGCGAAACGUAUACGAUGAAAGAGGCGAGGAAAAUGCCGACGAAAUGGAUGUCGCCGGAAUCGUUGACGACUUUUGUUUUCACGCGAGCUUCGGAUGUUUAUAGUUAUAGCGUGAGUUGAGAGACGGGGAAAAGUUUUGAAAAUAAGUUUUCAAGAUUGUCUAGAAAUAAAAAAAUUUUCUUUUCAGGUCCUCCUCUAUGAAAUCUACACUUGCAAAGAACCCUUCCUUGGUGUCAACGGUGGCGAAGCGAAAAAACGAAUUCUGGCCGGACAAUUUCCAAGUUUCGAAAAAGAAUCGCCGUCCGAAAUGUGGAAUAUGGUGAAAAAGAAGAUUCACAAUAUCGAUCCAAAAAAGCGAGCAACAAUGAAAGAAAUUGUAAAAGUAUUGGAAGAAUGGCUUCAACUUGAAUUAGUAUUAGAAGCUGAAGAGCAAGAAAAAGAGGAAAAUGAUGAGCCACCAGCUGGAGGAAUUGAUUCGAAAAGACGAAAAAGUAAAUCGGAUAAUGGAAGAAGAACUCCGAAAAGUAAAUCGGAUACAAAUCAAAAUAAGAAGGCUGGAAAUAGUGGAGAUUCGAAUAAUGGAAGAUCAAGUUUGACUACGGUUACGAAAGAUACUGAAAAUACAAAGGAUUCUGGUGGAGGUGUGGAAUUGAAAUUGGAUGAGGAUGAAAAGAAGGAUGUGACAGAUGAGAUGAUGAAAAAAGAGGAUAAUACAACUGAUAAAGAUGUAUCGAUUGAGAAUAGAAAAACUGAUGAAAAGAAAAAGAAAAGUGUUGAAAGUGAUGAAAAAGUUAGUGAAGAGAAAAUGAGUGGAAGUUAUGAGAAGGUUAAAGAAUUGCCCCUUUGA
This is a messenger RNA of Caenorhabditis angaria, 1891 nucleotides long. The record is from the annotation of a GenBank genome assembly. Lineage: Eukaryota; Metazoa; Nematoda; Chromadorea; Rhabditida; Rhabditidae.